Messenger RNA from Oncorhynchus gorbuscha (pink salmon), 4620 nucleotides. RefSeq names its product mannosyl-oligosaccharide glucosidase-like. Gene Ontology annotation, biological process: protein N-linked glycosylation; oligosaccharide metabolic process. The transcript is spliced from 5 exons. Gene Ontology annotation, molecular function: Glc3Man9GlcNAc2 oligosaccharide glucosidase activity. Gene Ontology annotation, cellular component: endoplasmic reticulum membrane. The record is from RefSeq and is a predicted model, not a curated record. Lineage: Eukaryota; Metazoa; Chordata; Actinopteri; Salmoniformes; Salmonidae. Bases 1108 to 3807 code for a protein of 899 amino acids.
AUUAUUGGCAUGAAAGCGUCUUUCAAAAAUCUGCAAACUCGUUCUGAAACGGGUCUGCCCGAUACCUUAGUGACAGCCACCGGUUUGCUAACUAUUCAUUAGCCAGUUAGCUUUAGCCGAAAAGCUUGAAUGUAUGCUUUGCCAAGCGCAGUUCCUAAAAUAUUUUAAUACGUUGUAAUAGUUAAAGGUAUUUCUUUAUACAACUUUGCAGGUAACGGUAUGUAUUUCUUUUCAUAGUCGACGAGGCAACAUUGCAUUGGCUAUAAAACUACUAGUUAGUACUGUACAGUAGUUGCAAGCAAUGUUGUUGCCUACUGCUGAAGAUGAGGUCUAGGUAGCUAGCUGCUUUUAGCAACUCUAGUAUUUACACACUAGCGUUGUCAAUUAGCUUACAAAACAACUUAAUAUUCCCCCGGAAGCCAGAAGUUAAAUACAUUUUCAAUUUACUCUAUAUUGACUGUAGGCGGAAUGCCACAAGAGGGGGGAAAAUAUGAAUGUAGAAAUAAACAAUACCCAAACGUAGGUCUGUUGUAGACCCAUGUAGUUCCUCCGCGAGAUUUGCCAGACAAUUUAAACAGAGUUAUUCUGCUGCUCUAUGUUUGCUACAUACUUCAGUCGUUUUGGGGGUUGUACAUAGCAAGUAGCCAGCAAUUGAAGUAUCAAAGCCAAUGAAUGAUUUCAAAACGCUGCUAAAACCACGUGUGGCUCUGGCCCAACCCAUCGGUUUCAGUGACCAAUUAGAAUGGUUAGAAUGUGUUUGCGUUCUAGAAAUAGUUGGGGGGUGGUACUCAGAUCCAGACUCAUUGCUGGGAAGAAACUAAAGGCUUCUGCAUGCUUUGGUUCGGCUGGCACCUAGAGGAGUGAACAAGUGUGCUCUCGUACUCCCUUUGAAGACCUUCACUUUGAAAAACAAGUGGCAAUAGUACUGUUAAAUGCCAUAGCCAGCAUACAAAAUAGCCCGAAUUAAUCAAAGAUAUAGCAAUUACGUUCUUAAGUUAACUAGGAUGUUUGAUGCAGUAUUUCUCAAAUAGAAAAUGUGCAUGAAAACGAGUCGUCUAUUGUUGAAUGACGGUGAACACUUCAUUGAAGAAUCCCUACUGUUGACCAAUGAGCGACGAAGGGAAAAAUGUAAUGUGCACGAACAGCCGAAAAACCCUUUUGCCACAUUUACUUUGCAGUGCUACUUCAGUGCCUUGUUGCGAACAGGAUGCAGGUUUUGGAAUAGUUUUUAUUCUGUACGGGCUUCCUUCUUUUCACUGUCAAUUAGCUGGAAGGAUGGGCAGGCAGAGGAAGAGAGUGGUGACCGGCGAGGCUGACCCCCCUCCCACAAGGAAAGACGAGAAGCCUGCCACCCUACAACGCAAGGAGAAAAAAAAGAAGCUCGACAUUGGCAAAAUCUUCAUCAACAUCUCCAUCGGCCUCUGCAUCUUCAGCCUUAUCUGGUUCUUCUAUGCCCUUUACAUGCGUUCCUCGCUGGCCAAACGGGUGGUAACUUUGCACCACUCGUCGCCUGUCCUCGAUGCCAACAGCACCAGCGCUGAGGUCUCCCCUGAGAGGUUUUGGGGCUCCUACCGACCCCAGGUCUACUUUGGGAUGAAAACCAGGAGCCCAAGAUCUGUUGUCACAGGGAUGAUGUGGAUGCGUCAGUUCUCUGAGGUGGACGUGAACCUCAGGCACACGUGCGAGCAGGGUGACAGGCUGCAGGGCUAUGGCUGGCUGAUGCAUGAUGGCCUCAGCUUUGGUGUGCAGGAGAUCCACGACAGCGACUUUACGCUCACCACAGAGUUUGUCAAGCGGAUGGGCGGUGAGCACGGAGGGGACUGGACCUGGAGGAUCACAGCCAAGCAGCAUAGUUCGGCUCCCCACGCGCCAGUCAUCUCCCUGAUGUUCUACGCUGCUGCCGACACCCAGGGUUAUCUGGAGGCCCACGUGGAAGAGAGGAACCGUCUAGGUUCCAUCACUGGGUUCUCAGAGGAGCUGGGGAAUUUCAAGAUCACCUUCCGCAAGCCUGUCGCUGGGGAGUCUUCCAGUGCAAAAUAUGCCAGCUACAACUACCUCCAGACCAUGUCGCCAGGCUUGGAGAGGCUGACGGACAUUGUGAGGAACAGCUUGAACCGCAGAUUUGUCUACAGCCACCCCUCUGGCGAGAAGAGGCAGUACAUUGCGGUGGACACCUACAAACCCCAGCACCAGCCGAAAUCAGCCGACCCCAGAAAGGAGAGCGACUUUGUCCUGCACCAGGUCACCGUCCAGACGCCCUUCCAGAUUGAGGUCCUGUUCGAGUCUGGUAGCUUCCGCGAUCGUCCCAACCAGCUGUCUGCGGCGGCCAUGACAGAGGAGCUGGAGAAGAGGAAGGCGGCGUUCGACGCCAAGUUCGAGAAGACGUUCGGCCUCCAGGCCAAAGGCUUGGGCCAGGCCCAGGUGAAGUUCAGCAAGGCGGCGCUGAGCAACAUGCUGGGCGGGAUGGGUUACUUCUACGGCCAGUCGGUGGUCCAGUCGGUGUACAAUGAGUACCCGCUGCUCUACCCCGAGGGUGCUCUGUUCACCGCCGUGCCCUCGCGUUCCUUCUUCCCCCGGGGGUUCCUGUGGGACGAAGGCUUCCACCAGCUGCUGCUCAGCAAGUGGGACCCGCAGGUGACGCGGGAGGCCACGGCUCACUGGUUGGACCUGGUCAAUAUGGAGGGAUGGAUUCCCCGGGAGCAGAUCCUUGGUGACGAGGCGCGCAGCAAGGUUCCUGCCGAGUUUGUGGUGCAGCGCAAUGAGAACGCCAACCCGCCCACCCUCUUCUUGGCCCUGCAGAAGCUAGUGGAGCAGCUCCAAGCCAACCCGGACGCAGAGUCCUCACGGCCCACCCUGCCCUUCCUCCGCAGGCUCUACCCCCGGCUCCAGACGUGGUUUGAGUGGUACAACACCACCCAGACAGGCCCGCUGCCCAACUCCUACCGCUGGCGGGGCCGUGACAAGGACACCAACCUCUUCCUCAAUCCCAAGACGCUGACAUCUGGCCUGGAUGACUAUCCGCGGGCCUCGCAUCCAUCAGCUGAGGAGCGCCACGUGGACCUGCACUGCUGGAUGGCCUUGGCGUCAGGCACCAUGGCCAGCGUAGCCCGGCUGCUGGGAGAGCCACACCAGGAGUACGAGCGCACCCACCAGACGCUCAGCGACAACGCACUGCUGGACGAGCUGCACUGGUCAGACCAGCUUCGCUCCUUCAGCGACUAUGGAAACCACACGCAGGCGGUGUCGCUGCAGCAGGAGAAGGUGUAUGUGCCCCCAGGGCAGCCGAGGCACCAGUUUCCCGUGGCGCGCCUGGUGCGCUCAGUCCGCCGGGCCCCCAAGCCGCAGUUCGUCAAUGCUUUGGGCUACAUCAGCCUAUUCCCCUUCCUGCUGCACGUCCUAACGCCCGACUCGCCCAAGCUAGAGCACAUCUUCAGAGACAUGAGGGACGCGGACAAGCUGUGGACGCCCUACGGCCUGCGCUCUCUGUCCAGGGCCGACCCACUCUACAUGAAACGCAACACAGAGCACGAUGCCCCCUACUGGCGGGGCCCCAUAUGGAUCAACAUUAACUACCUGGCUGUCAGGGCCCUGCACCACUAUGGCAACACUGAGGGGCCAUAUCAGGAGAAGGCGGCCACCCUCUACCAGGAACUCAGAACUAAUAUCAUGAACAAUGUUUACAGACAGUAUGCAGAGACUGGGUAUAUAUGGGAACAGUACAAUGACAGCACGGGCAGUGGGCAAGGGAGCCAUCCCUUCACCGGCUGGUCGGCACUAACUGUUUUGAUAAUGGCUGAGCAGUAUUGACACUGAUGCAAAAAAAAAAUAUCUUGCUUUUUGUAAGAUGUUCUCUUAAAAUGUGCCAUUUUUACUCCCUCCAUCUGUCUCCUUAAUGCCAAUAGAUGUUAGGUCUAUAAUUUUAAGAUUUUCUCAAAUAAUAUGAUUUUCUCAAAUGAUAACUAAAGAACUCCAAUGUUCCAAUUUUUCACCUUUGGCUGUCUCAUUGAGUGUUUGUACAAAGCCCAUACCCAAAAGAACGCAUGAAAGGUUAUUUUUGACUACCCCAUAUACUUCUCAAUGAACUCCCCAAGUGCAGCCUGACUGAGAGAAGUCUGUCUGAUGGCAGAAACCUUUUUAAGAACUAUAGUAACAAUAGUAGUAGCAAAAGAAUAGUCUUGACAUAAAUCAUUCAAAUGGUAUCAUAUCAAGACUACUGCAGGAACUGAUGCACUUUUCAAAGUCAAUCAUUCAAGCGUUUUUUUUUUUUUGUCUCCUCAGAUGUUUUCUGUUGAACAAAAUAAUACUUGUAUUGAGAAAUAGUGUAUUCAGUCUUAAAAUAUUUGAUCCCUAGGUUAAUUUUGUUUCGGGUUGCUUUGUCCCGUCAUACAAUCUCAUUUAAGCCCGUAUAAAAUUGAGAAAUAAGUUUUGAUGUCGUCAAGUGUUUUGCUGCGAACAAACGGUUUCCUGUUAAUUUUAUCAAUGCAAAACAAGACGGAGAUGUGUUGUAUCUCCACUGGUAGCAGAUGCCCUGAGUGAGUGGCACGGAAUAACAUGACUAACUUCAUUGCGUUGGUUUGUUACAUCUUCAGUGGAAAGAACAAUAAACAUUUCAAACCCUUA